AUGGCCGCGCCUACAGGAUCACCGCCAUUGACUUGGCGAACAUCCGUGUCCGUACCUGUGCCUGUGCCGACCGAUGCCAAGGACACCGCCGACAUUAAUGCCGCCGCCACCCCGUCAGAGCAGCACUUCAUCUGCUCGUCCGACUCGGCCCUUAUCCAGCUCGACGCCCUCCACGACGCUAUGUCGUCCGACCUGAUGUGGUGGGCCAAGCCACUUUCGCGGCCCCAGCUCGUCGCCAUGGUCACGAACAGCUUGUGCCUCGGCGUGUACACCACGGACUCUGCCGACGGCGCGCCCCAGUCCAUGGUUGGCUUCGGCCGCCUCGUCACCGACCGCGUCACCUUCGCCUACCUCACCGAUGUCUAUAUCCUACCCGCCUAUCAGCGCUGCGGCCUCGGCGCCUGGAUGAUGCGCUGCCUGCGGGAGCUAUGUCACGGUAGCGAGCCUGGCCGCACGGGCAGUGUUCCCUCCACGGACGGAUGGCCGAACCUGCGGAGCCUGUGGCUUGUGGCCAGCACCGAGUCGGCGGCACGCAUGUACAUGGGCGCGUUGGACGCCGAAGAGGCCGCGCGGUACCGGCCGCAGCCGGGUGUGCCGGGGAGCGGCAUGCUGUUGGUGGAGAUGCCGGGGCCGGCAAACUCGAUCCGGAAUCACGCGAAGCGAAAUGAGGAGGCAAAGGCAGCGGCGGGGACAUGA
Sporothrix brasiliensis 5110 is the source of this 696-nucleotide messenger RNA. RefSeq lists its product as uncharacterized. NCBI's taxonomy places the organism in Eukaryota, Fungi, Ascomycota, Sordariomycetes, Ophiostomatales, Ophiostomataceae. Gene Ontology annotation, molecular function: acyltransferase activity, transferring groups other than amino-acyl groups. Bases 1 to 696 code for a protein of 231 amino acids. The transcript has a single exon. The record is from RefSeq and is a predicted model, not a curated record.